UUCGGUGUUAUUAAAGUUUUCCAAUUGACAAUUUUCGGGUAUGACUGUCUCAUACACCGCCGAGGUGGCAACUUGCAGCCACUUCGGAUGUUUUUGGAAGCUUUUGAUGAGAUGGCGUGCGAGCAUCUACAAGAUUAUCUGGGUGGAUCUGCUGGCGUUUUUGUUCUGCUACUACUUAAUGGCUAUCAUUUACCGUUAUGCUCUAAGGACAAGCGAUAAAGCGAUUUUUGAGGAUAUUGUGAUGUACUGUCACAGUUAUAGUAACCUGAUUCCGCUAUCCUUCGUCUUGGGUUUCUAUGUGGGCAUCAUAAUCGAGCGCUGGUGGAGUCAAUAUAUCACGGUUCCCUGGCCCGAUCCCUUGGCGGUUUAUGUUAGUGCUUUAGUACGUGGUCAAGAUGAACAUGGUCGUCUGAUGAGACGCACAAUAAUGAGAUAUGUUUGUUUGGCCUUGACCAUGGUUUUAUCCAUGAUAUCGCCGGUUAUUAAGAGGCGUUUCCCAACUUACGAGCAGUUGAUUGAAGUGGGUCUACUGAAUGCUAAUGAGGCGAAUAUUAUUAAGGCAAUGGAUGUCAAGUUUCCGAAGCACCCGAAAUAUUGGAUGCCACUUGUCUGGGCCGCCAGUAUUGUCACCAGAGCCCGAAAAGAGGGUCGCAUUUGGGAUGAUUUCUCACUCAAAUCCAUGAUUGAUGAACUGAAUAAAUUCCGAGCUGGGUGCAAUAUGCUCAUUCACUAUGAUACGAUUUCGGUUCCGCUGGUUUACACUCAGGUGGUAACCCUGGCAGUUUACUCCUACUUCGCGGCCUCAAUUUUUGGACAUCAAUGGAUUGAUCGGGAAAUUAAGCAUCACAAUAAUGUUGUGAGCUACUAUUUCCCUCUAUUUAGCACUCUGGAGUUUUUCUUCUUCAUGGGCUGGCUGAAGGUGGCCGAAACCCUGAUUUGUCCCUUUGGCGACGAUGACGAUGACUUUGAGUUGAAUUGGCUGAUUGAUCGGAAUAUACAGGUCAGUUACUUGAUUGUGGACGAGAUGCACAACGACCAUCCGCAGUUGGUGAGGGAUCAGUAUUGGGAUGAGGUCUUUCCGAACGAACUGCCCUAUUUGGUGGAAGCGGAAAGAGCCGAACAUCCGGAAGCCUCCACCGCUCGCCUGGGCAUUCCAAAAGGCGCUCAUGUUGCAUCCGCAAAGAGCGAAGUUAGUAACGAAGACGAUUAUACCGAAUUCGACGAUGAGGAUGAGGUUAAUCCCGAAGUGACGAUCAAAUUCGCUCGUCGCUUGUUGAGUUUGAGCAAUAGUAGUUCCGUUUCGCUAUCGUUAUCGGUGUCGGGGAACCCGAGCAAGGAUACCCUCAGUUUAGAUGGCAUGGGUGCCGAGGAGGGUGAAGGCGAGGGGGAUCUAAGGACUUUGAAUUCCGACAGCAAGGACGACUUCGAACGACUGAAGGAGAGACGCGAAAAGGAGCGUAGGAACCGGCAGCUCCAGCAAACCGCCCUCGCCAUGGAGUUAAUGAAAGGAGAGCUGGCAUCGAAUGCAGGGUCAGCAGGAUCAAGUCGAACUAACGUACCGCAGAAGGACUCUACAGUCCAAACCGACAGAAGCUACACCAGUCAGAGGAAAAGAGAAAAGGAUAAGGACAAAGAAGAUGAGUAAUAAAUAAAUCAAGAACAAUAAUGAUCAAAAAUAGGGAACAAUAAAAAAAUACACCACAAAUUAAAAUAAAUGAUGGUAUUA
Messenger RNA from Drosophila ficusphila, 1726 nucleotides. Its product is annotated as bestrophin-4. The record is from RefSeq and is a predicted model, not a curated record. Lineage: Eukaryota; Metazoa; Arthropoda; Insecta; Diptera; Drosophilidae. The transcript has 4 exons. Bases 41 to 1645 code for a protein of 534 amino acids. Gene Ontology annotation, molecular function: chloride channel activity.